Messenger RNA from Pistacia vera, 1060 nucleotides. RefSeq lists its product as uncharacterized. Bases 230 to 745 code for a protein of 171 amino acids. The record is from RefSeq and is a predicted model, not a curated record. The transcript is spliced from 2 exons. NCBI's taxonomy places the organism in Eukaryota, Viridiplantae, Streptophyta, Magnoliopsida, Sapindales, Anacardiaceae.
GAGAAAAGGAGUGGUGCCUCUGCAGAAUUUGCUGGAAUCGUCUAGCAUCGAUACCAUUAAAAAAAAAAAAAAAAAAAAUUCAAUAAAUAAAGAAAACAGAAGGAAGCCAGAUCUCAGAGGCAGCUGCAGAUAUUUCGUAAUUGAACAAAAAGAUAUAAAUUAAAGCUGGGAGAUAAAAGGAAAAAAAUUAAAAGAAAAACCUAGAUAGCUAACUAGAACGACGGAUGACAUGGAUCGUCGUACGGACGUCGAGAUGAUUGAAACGGAGACCGUCACGGCAACUCAGCCACGCCAGGACCAAGUCGACGUUGCAACAGAGCUACUCACAUUGGCUCGCCAGCUCAUUAAUCAGGGCAAGCCUUCUCAGGCGCUGCAGGCCGUGGUGAUGGCCAUGAGAACCAAAGGUGGGGAGGAAGCUGUGUUUCUGUCUCUUCACCGUGCUCGUGAACUGUACAGAAGUAGACUGCAAGAAAACACAGCUGCAGAUCAGCUGGCUGCUUUAUUUGCCGAAUGUGUGAUUGCUGAAGCUCAGCCUUUAAAUGUUGAACCACCACCAUGUCCUGUUGUUGCUCCAUCACUUGCUGCUAAUGCUGAUGGAACUUCUAUACUUGCUGAAACUGGUCGAACGCAAAUUGUGUUGGAUGCAUAUUCAGAUGGAAGCAGCUUUUUCUGUUUACAGUGUGGGGGUCUUGUUAGUAACCAUCGCAAAGAUGAGCACUAUGCGUACUGGUGUUGUAAACUGUGAUGCAGAGUUAUGUGGAAUGGAUAUUUGCUUGAACUUGAUCUGAUGCACCUCUAGAAAAUUAUUGCCAUGCUGUUGCCCUCCCUGUACUGCCAUUGACUGCAUAUAGUCUCAUUACACACUAUUGCCAAGUAUGCCGUGUCUGGUUAUUCACAGAUGAUUGGCCGAUUUAGAAAUUAGAGGCAUCAGCGGUUCGAAGGGAAGAGGAUAGUGAAAAUUUAUGCCCCUUUUAGAGUAUUUCAGAAUCUUGUAUUCCUGCAGUAAUGACCAUUAUAAAAGAAAGCGAGUAAUAUGUUAUCAACAAAUGGUUAUAUCUCA